Messenger RNA from Hemibagrus wyckioides, 5466 nucleotides. Its product is annotated as probable ribonuclease ZC3H12C. Gene Ontology annotation, molecular function: mRNA binding; RNA endonuclease activity; metal ion binding. The record is from RefSeq and is a predicted model, not a curated record. Gene Ontology annotation, cellular component: cytoplasmic ribonucleoprotein granule; nucleus. NCBI's taxonomy places the organism in Eukaryota, Metazoa, Chordata, Actinopteri, Siluriformes, Bagridae. The coding region runs from base 256 to 2844 and encodes 862 amino acids. The transcript has 6 exons.
CCCUUUAUAAGCGUGUAGAUAACUCUGACUGUUGCAUAUUAUCGCUGCGCUGUUCUGCUCCUUCACGAUUCGAGACGCCAGUGGAAGUCAGCUGCGCGCGCGGGGGGCUAGCACGCGUGCUGGGAACAAAAACUUCAUUCCUGACAACACGCUAAAGGUUCACAUGUCCAGAGCAGUCUGAGGGGUGAGUAACAGUUGGUCCAGAGGUCAGAAGAGGUCACAGGCAGCACGGCGCUGAAUGUCCGUGACAGCUUCAUGGGCCUGAAGGACCAUCUGGAUGAUGGAGCAGGCCACAUCCUCGACCUGGGGCUGGAUCUGGACUACCUCCAUGUGAAGGCUGUAGACCGGCAGGCCGGUGCCGAUGCCCUUUCCAGAAUGGACAGGGGCUCAUUGGACACCAACGAGGAAGGAGCGCCCAGCUCUGGGAGAUGUCCUUCUUCGUCCCGGGGUGACUCAGAGGACAGCUGUGGAUCCGACGGUGAGGUGGAGCAGAGCUGUACUCUCGCCCCAAGCGACGGAUCCGUUCGAGCUGUGCAUCCGCCUCUUUGCCGCUCUCCAUGUCUGGAUCUGGACUCCCCAGGGCUGCCGGAAGUGACACAGGAUAAUCCAAACACUGAAAAUUCUCUAAGGGAGUACCAGACCAAGUUGGAGUUUGCUCUGAAGCUGGGUUAUGCUGAGGACUUGGUCCGAUUGGUGUUAAGCAAGCUCGGGUCAGACGCGCUGAUCAAUGACAUCUUAGGGGAGCUGGUGAAACUCGGCAGCAAGUCAGACAGCGACAGCGGUGCGGCGACUUCAUCCACUUCCACUUCUUCAUCUUUAGCGUCUUCCGGGUCAUCGUCUUCUUCGGCAUGUAGCUUUUCAGACUCUACAGAUUCGCGAAGCUCUGAGUCGCCAUCACAGUCAAUCCUGGAUGACAAGGAUAACCUACGCCCAAUAGUUGUGGAUGGAAGCAACGUUGCUAUGAGCCAUGGCAACAAGGAGGUGUUUUCCUGUCAGGGUAUUCAGCUUGCAGUGGACUGGUUCCUUGAACGUGGCCACAAAGACAUUACAGUGUUCGUCCCAGCAUGGAGGAAAGAGCAAUCCCGACCCGACGCACUCAUCACAGAUCAAGAGAUCCUAAGACGACUGGAGAAGGACAAGAUCCUGGUUUUCACACCUUCUCGGCGCGUCCAGGGGCGUAGGGUGGUGUGUUAUGAUGACCGGUUCAUCGUCAAGUUGGCUUACGAAUCAGACGGCAUCAUUGUCUCCAAUGACAACUACAGGGAUCUGGCCGUGGAAAAACCAGAAUGGAAGAAGUUUAUUGACGAACGACUUCUCAUGUACUCCUUCGUCAAUGAUAAGUUCAUGCCUCCUGAUGAUCCCCUUGGUCGCCAUGGCCCCAGCCUGGAGAACUUCCUGAGAAAAAGGCCCAUCAUCCCAGAACACAAAAAACAACCUUGUCCAUAUGGAAAGAAGUGCACUUAUGGGCACAAGUGUAAGUUCUACCACCCAGAGCGUGGCACCCAGCCCCAGCGCGCCGUAGCCGACGAGCUCCGCGCUAGUGCCAAGACCUCUGCGGCCAAAGGCACAAAUGAGUCCGGUCUAGUGAAAAGCCACAGCGUUCCUGGAGGUUCUCGUAAUGAUAAAGCCGGUGAUGGAAAACGUUCACACUCGAAGAGGCAGUCAGACUCCAGUGUUCGCACCCUUUCUUACGGUGACGUGGAGGACAAGCUGAGCUCCAAAACCAAAGCAGACCCCCAGAACAGCAGUUUGACACUACCCCCUGCACCAGGUGGGCCCCCUUCCUGCAACGCUCACACACAAGACCAGAGAGAGCAACUGACAUGCUUUUCCAAAAGCCAUGCAGUGCCAGCUUUCCCUCAAACAGACUCCUACCCCACCUGCGAGUCUCCGGACCUCAGCUACUAUUCUCUUGUCCGUGGUUACUCUGGCCUCAGCUUAUCAUCCCAAAGGAGUCCAGAGCGGCCAUUCCUGUCUGACAUGGAUACACGGCUCAGUUCCGUGGCAUCUGAUUGCAGCAGUGAGGGCAGUGCCAGCUCUGACUCGUAUGGCACGGUGCCUCCUGGUGAGCGCUCCUGUAUGAGCUCCCCUGACUCACUGUUGGAUGAUGGGCUCAAAUGUCAUCAUUACCACCACCUACACCACCACCGCAGGCAGUACCCUCUGCCCAUGGUCCUGAACCCACCGCCCCAUCACCACCACCAGAGCCGUGUGCUUUCCCCAGUACCUUCGAGUCACCCAGGGUACCAUCAUGGCAUGGCCCGUGGACACAGCUUCACUCAAGACGACCAGCCUCCAGAGCCCCAUUUCAAGCACUCGGUGUCCUACAUUGGCCCACAAGUCCAGCACCAGAUGAUUGGCGCCAGAUCCAGUUGUCCUGGGGAGUACCCUCCUCAGAAUUCCCCACUGAGUCGAGGCCUAGCAUCCACGCGUCUUGACAGUGUGUCCGAUUCCAGGCUCUAUGAGCGCUCACCCCUUUUGGCCAGGAAGCCCUUCCCGGACCAGGACAGGAUGGCCAGCUGGGAGCCGUACUAUCAGCAACCCUGCUACGAGCCCUUCACCUUUCAGAGCCUUCCCGAAAACAGGCAGCAAGCAUGGCGGGUACCUUGGGGACAAACCCCUCUUCAUCCUUCACCUCCUCAUCCAUCCCAUUCUCCUCACCAGAACCAGGAACCACCUGCUCUCGGUCGCUACCAGGAAUUGCGCGAGAAGGUAUUCAUCAACCUGUGUAACAUCUUCCCCACUGAGCUUGUGCGCCUGGUCAUGGGCCGGUAUCCACACGUGACCGAUGCCCAACAGCUGGCAGCUGCAAUCUUGGCUGAAAAGAGCCAGACUGGAUACUAAUAACCCUUUGAUUGGAACUGUAGCAGAUUUAUUGAGUUCAAUUAACUUGUGUGUUUCUUGAGGAUCACAGAGGCGUCUAAUAGGUAUAGUCCAGGCCUUGAUAGGUUAUACAGUGCUUCCGUUUGGAGGUCUUAUGAGGUUUUUGAUGGAAACCUGUAAACACGGUGGUAGUGAAGACGAGUCAUCUCAUACCUGGGUUUUUAACUUAACUCAGUUCGAAGUUUUUGUUUUUCUUCAGCAGUGGAGCCACAACUGCGAGUAGCAAUUUCUCUACCUGAAGUGUGUGUGUGAAUGUGGAAAUGAGUUGCAUUAUUUAUUUUAAUUCUAUAUUUUUCAAGCAAGGUUUUGCUUUAUGUCGUCGAUAGUUCGGUUCAGGUGAGCGUGUACUGAUUCACAAGGCACUUUUACAUUGCUGUUUAUCAAAUGUAAAGUUUUAUAACUUAUGUCAAUCAAACAAGAACUGAUGGAAGGCCAGAUGAUUUGUCGGAGUGAACAGCGUCGUGCCGUCAGGUCGAUGCAGAAUUGGGCUUGCAUGGAAAAGUAAGAACAGACCAAAUAAAGAGCAAGCAAAGGGCAGGACCCUGUCUGCUUUUUCUUACGACAAGGAAAACCAGUUUGCUCUCUCAGCUAAAUAAAAAGGUAUAUAGAUUUGCUCUAAGAAGUCAGUUGAAGUACAUUCCCACAGUGUCUGGCCUUUCAUGAUCCUUGUGAUAUAAUGCCUACUCUCACUUGAAUUUUUUUAUUUUUUUUUGUUUUAGUCUCGGAAUUGCUUUCCCCAUAACCAAUUAUUGAAUCACGAAUCAUUGGGUCUUUGGGGAAGCGAUGGUUGUCCCAGUGAAGUACUCACUGAGUAUUAUUUUUUUAAGUCGUAUAGUUGUGUUAAAUUAUUAUCAUUUAUUUCUAACAGCUUUGCCUUCUUUCAGUUCGUUUUUUUGUUUUCAGAGAGACUUUUAUUCGCACACGCUCAUCUGGGUGGAAAUUCUCAUCAAGCAACUUGCAUCAUCAUAUCACCAGUGUUAUUAGAUACACUGGCAAAGUUUCCCAAAAGGGACAAUUUUUUAAAAAUGGAGACUUUUACUCCACACUUUUUGGGAAACUUUCGCCACGGUCCGUAGCCGGUGUAGUGUAGGCGAGACGGACGACAACCGGUCCGUCUCCGUACCUUAGUUUUAGUAAGGGACGUCUCUGGUUUUCACGUAUCGGGCGCAUGCUACUGUCACUCGUCAUCUUUCAGUGCUGUUACAAGCAGUUAGGAGGGGGGGAGAAAGCCUGAUUUUGGCGAGAAGCUUUUGCGAGUCACGUGUUCGGGAAGACGUUCGUAUCCGUUACUGACGUAACCUGUGGUAGCCGGAGAAUUACCUGUCCUCGUUGAUACAAAUUGUAUCCUUUUUUUUUUUUUUAACUUAAAAACAAAAACAAAAAAAAAAUAAACAGAGACAUUUAUAUACAUAUUAAUCUAUGGAUAAAAUAUAUUCACACAGUUAUGUACAAUAUGUAGUACUUGUGUAAUUUAAGAUAUUUUUGGCAACAUUUUAUCAUUACUCCUAAGGAAAACGGUUGAAGCGUUUCCUGUUUUUUUUUUUUGUGGGCUAAAAAGAGCAUCAAAUGCAUCUUUUAAAAAAGGACAGAGGGUAUUACGAUGAAGAUAUUUGCUAUUUUAUUUAUUUAUUUUCUUUGGAAGCAAAGGGUUAUUUAUGGUUUAUACCUAGAAUUAAGAAAAAGUGGGCUUUGGGGGGUAUGAAGUCGGGUUUUUACAGUUUUCUGAAGCAAAACGAUCGAUUCUAUGUAUUAUUAGGUUUGAAUAAUUUGUGUUCUGUGGAUUCUCACUUCUUUUCCAAAAGCUUUACCAGCAUAAUGAUUGUAUUUCUACGGAGAAGCGAGCGGACGCUUGCUGACCUGUAUGGUCGGUUAUUAUGGUUAUUAUUAUUAUUGUUAUGCUGUGAUGCUUCUGGAAGAAUUGUAAAACUGUACAUUUUUUUUUUCAUUACCUGUGGAGGGAAAAAAACAAACAAAAAAAGAUCUCACAGACCUCGUGUUUUACCUGAAAAUAUUAUCCGAUGCAUUUGAAGAGGGCUGGGCUCUUUGGGGGUAAAAUGCUGCCUGAAAUAUUUGUUAGGAGCACCUUUGUUUUGAAAAAGAAGAGCCUUCCCUCGAGCCAGGUGGCACCAUGUGCCAUCGUUGGCAGUGGCGUGGGCAUAGAGUAAAUGCCUCUACACGGCAUUGUGCUUAAGACACAUCUGAAUAAUCUGAACCAUGUUCAGCUUACGAGUUUUCAGGGCCGGCCUUUCCCCCCGCGGGACGUCCCCAUUACACGUUGCGGACGUCUUCGGGGGAGGCGGCACCGGUUUUCAUAGAAAUAUAAAUAUAUCUAGAAAGUUGUUUUUCAUUGUGCUGUGCUGUAUCAGAGCUUGCUGUGAGUUAACAUUGCUGUCACGCCUUCUCCUCCAUCAAGUCUCUCAGAGCUUAGCUAAACCGCCCGAGCGGCGGAAAUGUACAUAGGCUAACCCGCAGAACGGCACACGCGGGGAGACGACGACGACCCGUGCACGGAAGAGGUUACCGGAAGUAAUUACUCCUGGAAUUCAUGAAAUUGUAGGCUUUACGCUCAAGGACCAAAGUGAA